Meloidogyne enterolobii is the source of this 546-nucleotide messenger RNA. The record is from the annotation of a GenBank genome assembly. NCBI's taxonomy places the organism in Eukaryota, Metazoa, Nematoda, Chromadorea, Rhabditida, Meloidogynidae.
AUGGCCAUGGUGGUUCUCACGUUGCCAAACUUGCAAGUCGAUACCUCCACAAACAAAUUGCACAAUCGGAAGCAUAUCGGAAGAAUAUCUGAUGCAUUAAUUGAAGGGUUUUUAGAUUUUGACGAAAGAAUGCUUGAAGAUGACGGCUUGAAGGAUGUUUCUGGAACAAAUGCUGGUGAUUCUCGUGCUGUUGUUUCUGUCUCAGCAAAUGAAGAAGAAAGUAAGAGGAUAUUUGCUGCUGGUGGAUGGGUAGAAUUCAAUCGAGUAAAUGGAAAUUUGGCAUUGUCAAGAGCUUUGGGGGAUUUUGCUUUCAAAGCAAACAAAAAUUUAUCUGCUAGAGAACAAAUUGUGACAGCUUGUCCUGAAGUAGAAACUUGUACAAUAACUGUAGAGCAUGAAUUUAUUAUUUUGGCAUGUGAUGGAAUUUGGGAUGUUAUGACUAGUCAAGAAGUAAUUGAUUUUUGUAGAACACGUCUUGCCUCUGGAUCUUCGCCUGACCUCGUUUGUUUUAUUUUUUUAUUAGAGGGAAGUUUUUACAAUCUGUAA